Messenger RNA from Musa acuminata subsp. malaccensis (wild Malaysian banana), 2421 nucleotides. Its product is annotated as zinc finger CCCH domain-containing protein 33-like. NCBI's taxonomy places the organism in Eukaryota, Viridiplantae, Streptophyta, Magnoliopsida, Zingiberales, Musaceae. Gene Ontology annotation, molecular function: metal ion binding; protein binding. The record is from RefSeq and is a predicted model, not a curated record.
CACUCCCACUCACGCCUACAAAAGGGGACGAAAGGCCAAAGCUUUCCUCGCAAAUCACGACCUCCUCGUUCCCUUCGUUCCCUCACACUCGCAUCGGCUCUCGUGGAAGAGAGGACAUGUGUGGCGGCCACCGGAAGCUCUCCUCGCUGCCCAACGACCCCGCGGCGGGAUGCGGCGCAGAGGCCAUGGAGACUUCGUCGGAGGCGGCCGCAGUGCUCCUUGAGCUCGCCGCUUCCGACGACCUCGCCGCCUUCAGGCGGGCGGUGGAGGACGACGGCCGACCGUUGGAUGCCGCUGCCUCCUGGUACGGCCGCUCUCCUGGCCGGGGAAUGGGUUACCAGCUGCGGACGCCGCUCAUGAUCGCGGCGCUAUACGGCAGCACCGCCGUGAUGGGCUACAUCCUGUCCGCCUGCCCAGCUGAGGCCGUCCGCCACGCCUACUCCGACGGAGCCACCGCCCUGCACUGCGCUGCCGCCGGCGGCUCCGCGGCUUCUCUCGAAGCCGUUAAGCUCUUGAUCGGCGCGUCUGCGGACGUCGUUGACGCCCUCGAUGCGGGCGGGAGCCGCCCCGGCGACGUUAUCGCCCGGCAAUUCUCGAGCACCGUUGCCAAGUCCCUCGAGGUGAUCUUAAAAGCUACUUCUUGCCCUAGGGUUUCAUCACCGAGCAGAGAAGAGCAAGCAAAACAGGCGGAGAAGAAGGAAUACCCGCCGGAUUUGACCCUCCCCGACAUUAAGACCGGGAUCUACGGCACCGACGAGUUCCGGAUGUAUACCUUCAAGAUUAAGCCGUGCUCUCGCGCGUACUCCCACGACUGGACGGAGUGCCCCUUCGUCCACCCCGGCGAGAACGCUCGGCGCCGAGACCCAAGGAAGUACUCCUACAGUUGCGUGCCGUGCCCCGAGUUCCGGAAAGGUUCUUGCCGGAACGGCGAUGCUUGCGAAUAUGCCCACGGCGUGUUCGAGAGUUGGCUUCACCCGGCGCAGUACCGGACCCGGCUCUGCAAGGAUGAGAUUGGCUGCAACCGCCGGGUCUGCUUCUUCGCCCACAAGCCGGAGGAGCUGCGGACGGUGAACCCCACUGCAGCAUCGGUUGCCGGAAUGGUGUUGCCGUCGUCAUCACAAGGCCUUUCCUCUUUGGACAUGGCCAUGGCCUUGACGCUGAUGCAGCAGCCCGGCUCCCCCAUGUCCCCCUCGGCUUCAUCGGGCAUAGGGUCCGCAGCGGCAUGGAUGAAUCAGACGGGCGGCGUGGUGACUCCUCCGGCCUUACAGCUGCCGAGCAGCAGGCUCAAGGCUUCGCUGAGUGCCAGAGACUUGGAUUUCGACCUCAAGUUGCUCGGAUUAGAAGAGUAUCAGCAGAAGCUUGUCGACGAAAUCGCAAAAACGGCCUCUCCGCGGGCCAGCUGGGGAACGAACAACUUAGCCGCGGCAACCACUCGAGCUCCAGACUACACUGAUCUGUUGGGUUCUGUCGAUCCAUCGCUGCUAACCCAAUUGCAGGGGCUCUCCGCGAGGAAGAAGACGGGGCCUCAGAUGCAAUCCCCUGCUGCAAUCCAGAUGCACCAGUCUCAAUUGCUGUCUGGAUACGGUGGGGGCCUGUCUUCUUCCCCUCCUGUUAGCGCCGCAUCGUCGUUCGGGCUCGACCACUCACUGGCAAAGGCCAUCAUGAAUUCCAGGGCUUCCGCGUUCGCUAAGCGCAGCCAGAGCUUCUGCGACCGAGGGGCGACCGCUGGUCGCCAAUCGACACUCUCUGCCAUGUCGACCGCGGCAUCAGCGGCGGCCCCGCCGUCGCUCAUGUCCGACUGGGGCUCGCCGGACGGUAAAUUGGACUGGGGUAUUCAAGGAGAGGAGCUGAACAAGCUGAGAAAGUCGGCAUCUUUCGCCUUCCGCAGCAGUCAGGCCGCCAUCGGAGGGGUAGCUCCAGCCACCGGCGCAACGAACGAGCCGGAUUUGUCGUGGGUGCAGUCUCUGGUGAAGGAUGGACCUGCGGCGCCCGUGGGCCGUCCUGGCAUGGGCAAGCAGCAGAACCGGUAUCAGCUCAACGGCGGGGGCGACUUGUUCUCUCCAUGGGCAGAGGAGAAGAUAAUGGCAUAAGAACACGGCGAGGGCAACGAUUACCUUUCCCUCUUCCUUCUGACCUUGUUCUUUUCUUCGUUAUAUAUAUAUAUAUAUUUUUUGGGAAUCCAUUACAGCUUUAUUAUAGCAGGCGAGUCCGUAGGGAAAUCUGAGCUUGCGAAAGACCGCGCCUGCAAGUUCUUUCAUUCAUAAAAAUAGCUUAAGAGAAUUGUCUUCAUAGGUAGAAAGAAGAUGGGUAUGUGUAGAGAUGAAGAACAAGUUUCGAUCAAUGAGCUUUUGUCUAAAUCUUGUUGUUUCUAAAUCUAUGAAAUAUAUUGCUUACUAUAUGACCAUGACAUUAUGAAUUCAA